Molecule: messenger RNA, 2050 nt
Organism: Otolemur garnettii (small-eared galago)
Lineage: Eukaryota; Metazoa; Chordata; Mammalia; Primates; Galagidae
Gene: DCUN1D1
Product: defective in cullin neddylation 1 domain containing 1
Exons: 7
Coding region: 429-1163 (244 amino acids)
Biological process (GO): positive regulation of ubiquitin-protein transferase activity; protein neddylation
Cellular component (GO): ubiquitin ligase complex
Molecular function (GO): cullin family protein binding; ubiquitin conjugating enzyme binding; ubiquitin-like protein binding
Source: RefSeq, a predicted model, not a curated record
CUUUCUGAGAAUUUUUUUUAGGUGGAUUGCCAUUAUACUCUAUCAUUGUGCACAGUAAUUACAUAGUAUGGAUGUUAGUCUGCCUUUGGCGUAGUGAUAUGGUAGUCCCCUGUUUAUUGUGGUUUUGCUUUCCUCAGUUUCAGUUACUUGCAGUUAACUGCAGUCUGAAAAUACUACAUGGAAAAUUCCAGAUAUAAACAAUUCACUGGUCUUCCUUUGUCCAUCUCAUUCAUUUAGCUACAUGCUAGUCAGUUAGUAGCCAUCUCAGUUAUUAGAUCAAAAAAACGUAUCUGCAGUUUGAGGCAUCCACCGGGAGUCUUGGAAAAUAUCCUCCGACCUCAUGCAUAUAAGGGAGUGACUACUGUGACAUCACCUCUUACAAAAGGAACAAGUUGAAAUCAUCGCAGAAGGAUAAAGUUCGUCAGUUUAUGAUCUUCACACAAUCUAGUGAAAAAACAGCAGUAAGUUGUCUGUCUCAAAAUGACUGGAAGUUAGAUGUUGCAACAGAUAAUUUUUUCCAAAAUCCUGAACUUUAUAUACGAGAGAGUGUAAAAGGAUCAUUGGACAGGAAGAAGUUAGAACAACUAUACAGUAGAUACAAAGAUCCUCAAGAUGAAAAUAAAAUUGGAAUAGAUGGUAUACAACAAUUCUGUGAUGACCUGGCACUCGAUCCAGCCAGCAUUAGUGUGUUGAUCAUUGCAUGGAAGUUCAGAGCAGCAACACAGUGUGAGUUCUCCAAGCAGGAGUUCAUGGACGGCAUGACAGAAUUAGGAUGUGACAGCAUAGAAAAACUAAAGGCCCAGAUACCCAAGAUGGAACAAGAAUUGAAAGAACCAGGACGAUUUAAGGAUUUUUACCAGUUUACUUUUAAUUUUGCAAAGAAUCCAGGACAAAAAGGAUUAGAUCUAGAAAUGGCCAUUGCCUACUGGAACUUAGUGCUUAAUGGAAGAUUUAAAUUCUUAGACUUAUGGAAUAAAUUUUUGUUGGAACAUCAUAAACGGUCAAUACCAAAAGAUACUUGGAAUCUUCUUUUAGACUUCAGUACAAUGAUUGCAGAUGACAUGUCUAAUUAUGAUGAAGAAGGAGCAUGGCCUGUUCUUAUUGAUGACUUUGUGGAAUUUGCACGCCCUCAAAUUGCUGGGACAAAAAGUACAACAGUGUAGCACUAAAGGAACCUUCUAGAAUGUACAUAGUCUGUACAAUAAAUACAACGGAAAAUUGCACAGUCAGUUUCUGCUGGCUGGACUGAACUGAAGAUCAAUCCUCACAAUUCAGACUGAGGGUUGAGACAAAACUUUAAGGAUACAUCUUGGACCAUAUCGUAUUUCAUUCUUCUAAUGGUGGUUUGGGCUUGUCUUCUAGUCUGGGCCGCUCUAAACAUUUAUAUUCCAACAUUGUGGAUUUCAUCAUAUAUCUGUGGACCAUCCUAGUUUAUUCUCCCAUAAGUCUUAGAAGCUUUAUGGUGAUUAUUUUGAGGUUUCCAUUCUUGCAUAAAGCACAAUGCUGAGUUCAUCAGAAAACUGUUGGCAUAAGAAUUAAACAUAUGAACAUCCAAACAAUUUAUAAAAACUUCUUAAAUACAUGCUUUGGGCUAGUUGCAAAGACUAUGCUAAUAGCACUUCCAAUGAGAGUGAUAUAUUUAAGUGUACUGGAUCUGGAGUGGUGUUUUGGUUUGGGGGGAUUUUUUUUUGUCCUGGCAAAUCACAUGUUGAGUAGAGUAUCUUAUGAAAAAAAUGUCAAAAUAACCAAUGUGAAAAAAUUUUAGGAUAACUUGGUGCCUACCUGAAAAAUGUGUUGCAGACUCUAAAUUUCAAAAAGGUUCCACAGAUCUAAUCUGCACUUCCCCGUGUUUAUAUAUAGUUGUCCUACAGGGAUCUUUUAUUUAGAAAAUGUCUGCAUAAUGUUAGAUUCCACUCCUGACUACAUUAUGCUCACUACAUAAUUGGAUUUCAUUAUGCUUUUUAAAUGCUUUUAUGCCUGUCGAAUAAGUUAAACUAUUUAAUUUGUUUCAAAUGUUUUGAUUACUACACAAUACAGUAUUCUAAAUUUA